Sinocyclocheilus rhinocerous is the source of this 581-nucleotide messenger RNA. Its product is annotated as dual specificity protein phosphatase 14-like. The record is from RefSeq and is a predicted model, not a curated record. Gene Ontology annotation, biological process: protein dephosphorylation. The transcript has 2 exons. Gene Ontology annotation, cellular component: cytoplasm. Lineage: Eukaryota; Metazoa; Chordata; Actinopteri; Cypriniformes; Cyprinidae. Bases 38 to 565 code for a protein of 175 amino acids.
UGUGGGCUCCUGUCUUGUUGGCUGCCGCUGUUCGCCAAUGGCGAACGUGUUACUGAUGAUCUCUCAGAUCACCCCGAGUCUGUACCUGAGUGGAGUGGAGGCCGUGAAUCAGUCAGCGCUGGAGCACAGAGGCAUCACUUUGCUAGUGAACGCCUGUGCUGAAUACCCCUGUCCGGAGUAUCAGGGGGUGAAGUGCGUUUGGGUGCCGGUGGAGGACCGUCCUCACGCCCCUCUGGAGCAGCACUUUGACAGCGUGGCUGAGCAGAUCCAGCAGAACCACACUGGAAGCACUCUGGUGUUCUGCUCGGCCGGGAGAAGCAGGUCUCCGUCUCUUAUCAUGGCGUAUCUCAUGCGGUUUGAGGGACUCUCGCUGCUUCAGGCUCUUCAGUGGGUUCUGGCAGCACGGCCCUUCAUUCGACCAAACGCGGGCUUCUGGAGACAACUGCUUCAGUAUGAGAGGAAACUGACCCACAGCAACAGCAUCAGGAUGGUGGCUACCUCACAGGGCGUCCUACCUGAGGCCAUCCAGCUCACACAGGACUCGUCAUACUGCCUUGAUGUAUAAUUCUGGACACCCUGAA